Trichophyton benhamiae CBS 112371 is the source of this 630-nucleotide messenger RNA. Its product is annotated as sugar O-acetyltransferase, putative. The transcript has 3 exons. The record is from RefSeq and is a predicted model, not a curated record. NCBI's taxonomy places the organism in Eukaryota, Fungi, Ascomycota, Eurotiomycetes, Onygenales, Arthrodermataceae. Gene Ontology annotation, molecular function: acetyltransferase activity. The coding region runs from base 1 to 630 and encodes 209 amino acids.
AUGGUUCAACCAACGGAACCCAGUUCUGAAAACCUUACAGAGCGGCAGAAGAUGCUCCGGGGAGAGCUAUACACAGCAUUCACAGCCGAUCUGAUAGCGGAGCGGGAGAGAAGCAAAGCUGCCUGUGAUAGAUUCAAUAACGCGGUCUGUGAUAAACGUCCUAUGCCACCACACGCUGCCACCCAAGAGGAAGAUGAUGCCCUCUUUGAGGAUGAUCCCUGGGUAGAAGCCCCCAUACGAACUGAUUAUGGCUGCAACUUUAAGGUCGGAGAGGGUGCAUUUAUCAAUUUUAACUGUAUUGCACUGGAUACUUGUCUGAUCACCAUUGGUGCCAGGACAUUGUUUGGACCUAAUGUGAAUUUAUAUGCCGGUAGUCACCCAUUAGAUCCUGCUGUUAGACGAGGGACGAAGGGACCGGAGUUCGGUAAAGAGAUUCAUAUCGGCGAGGAUUGCUGGAUAGGUGGAAACGUUACUGUCCUGCCAGGUGUUACCAUUGGCAAUGGUGCUACUGUCGGCGCUGGGAGCGUGGUGACCAAGGAUAUCCCGGCCUUUCACGUCGCGGCAGGAAAUCCAGCCAGAGUUAUCCGCCGUAUAGAGACUGACAUGGAUCCGUCACAAAAGAAAGGAUAA